AGAGACUGGGCGUCGUGGCCGUGGAUUGUCUCCCCUAAAAAAGGAGGACGUCGGGGUGAAAAACACUUUCAUGGAUUUUUAGACUUUGUCUAGAAGAGAGGCAGACCAAUCAAGAUGACACCUCCCAUUUAUUGGGCUAUGUUGGUCGGGAUGGCCAUAAUGUUGAUGGGGCAAGGUUUGCCUGUCAAGACUCAGGGCAAUUCUCAAUCCGAUAAGAAUAUCAUGGACAAUAUUACCGUCAGACAAGGAGAGACAGUCUUUCUGAGGUGUACACAGGGGGAAAUUGUCACACACACAGCAUGGCUAAAUCGGUCAAGUAUACUAUAUGCCGGGGAUGAAAAAUGGUCUGUGGAUCCAAGGGUGAGUCUGGUGACACUUAAUCAAGAGGAGUUUACCAUCAAGAUUGAAAAUGUGGAGAUGACAGAUGAGGGGCAGUAUGUUUGUGCUGUCCAGACCAGCAGGCGACCCACAACCAAUAUAGUCUACGUCCAUGUUCAAGUACCACCCAAAAUCAUCAAUUUGUCAAGAGACAUCGUGGUUAAUGAAGGUGCCAAUGUCACCAUUCUGUGCCAAGCCAAUGGUAAACCAGAGCCUUCUGUUAGUUGGAAACUCAUCUCAUCUUCAGGGGACCUUACAACAAAUGAUGAGUACCUGGAAAUCUCUUCUAUCACCAGACAGAGAGCAGGAGCAUAUGAAUGCACAGCUGUAAACGACAUCGACACAGAUACCCAAACUGUAGACAUCACCGUCAACUAUGCUCCAACUGUGUCUGAGGGAAGAGAUAUUGGUGUUGCACUGGGACAAAGAGGCGUGCUUGAGUGUGAGGCUGAUGCAGUGCCUGAGGCAGACUUUGAGUGGUAUAAAGGUGACCGGAGGUUUACCAAUGGCUUUGAGGGCAUGGAGAUUGUUAAUACCGGAUCACUGUCAAAGCUGACAUUUUUCAAUAUGUCUGAUGGUGACUAUGGUAACUACACCUGUGUUGCUGUCAACAAACUUGGGAGCUCUAAUACAACCUUUCUUUUGUAUGUUGCUUUCCAGAAAUGUAAUGAAAUUCACAUCAUUCAUCAUGCAGCAAACCAAUGACCCAAAGCACACUCCCUGUCCUCAAAGAAACGGUACAGAAAGUCUGGUAAAGCAUUGUAAAUAAAGGAUGCAAAUGUUCGAUUAUGUCAAUGAGUCACAGGCUUUGAGUUAUUCUGAGAAAAGGAAUCGCAACAAAAUACCGAAUGCUAUGACCAUCUACCGAUCUAUUUUUAGAAAUAGGAACAGAUCACGGGAUUCGACCCAGAAUGCACGACUCACAAUACCAGGUACAGUUCGGGAAGAGAAUUUAUUCAAUCCAAGGUCGAUACGCAGGCAGGCAGUCCAAACAAGCAACAGUGUCAGAAUCACAAGGCUAAGAGGAAAGGUCGUCAACGAAGCAGGGUUCGGUACACAAAGGAUCAAAGACAUGAACAUGGAACUGUAGGAAUGUGACAUCAGGGUAUAAUGAUUUGGCAAACUAAGACACACACACGCGAAGCUUAAAUACAUUGUCUAAUUAUCCCAAAUGAGGUGCAGGUGAGGAAGCUGCUGCCGAAGGCUGCGGCGCCCGGUGCGUUGGCAUGGCCACACCCCUGACAAAUACAGCGGUAUCUUGACCCAUGCUGCUAUUUUAUUAUGACUUGCGUGCCAAUAUUUAAUUUAAGAGUUCUCAAUGAUUCAAUCCAAUGUCUUUUAUUUUCACAUUUAUCUUUUAUUUUUGUUUUGUGUCACUGAUGUUUUAGUGAUAGAUUUGGCUGACUUUGGUGCAGGCAGUAUGGGUUCAUUUCCCAAACAGUUAUGAUGUGAUGAUGAAUCUCAAUGGUUGUCUCUUUCUGUAUUUGUGAGUGAUGAUCAGUUCGGUGUAGUCUGCCUUCCACUUGAACUAAGCUCGGAUACGUUCCAGCGCUCUGUGGCGGCAUGAUGGGCGACUGGUUAGCACAUCUGCUUCAGAGCUCUAAAGACCUGGGUUCAAAUCUGCCCUCACCUUUGUGGAGUUUGCAUGUUACUCCCAUCCAUGUGUGGGUUUUCUUUGGGUACCCAAGUUUCCUCCCCCAUCCCCAAAACCUGCAUGGUAGGGUAACUGAAAAAUCUAAAUUGCCCAUAUGUGGCUACGCUCUCAUCCAUCGGGGUGAACCCCAAUGUACAGGUGCCGAGCCGGUGGGCAAUAAGGAUAACCACACCUGCUCAGCGCCUCUCACUGUGGGCAACUCCAGAGUGGAACAGAAUUCAACCCCUUUAGAGAACAAUGGUGCCAGACCCCAAGCAGUACGUCGAGGCGAGUCCGACUAUAUCUAGUCGGAACUUUUCGACCUCACACACAUGGUCGGGCUCCUCUGCUGCCAGAGAGGUGCCAUUCCAUGUCCCUAGAGUUAGUUUCUAGAUUUUCACCUCUAGGGCUGGCCUCCAGAAGGGCGCCCCGGUAUACCGCGUCUAAGCAAGGGAAACCUGAAUCCAUUUGUUCUACUCAUCAUGGGGGUUUAUUGAGCCAUAUUUUGUCUGGUGCCUCACCUAGAACGCGCUUCCCAUCAGUAACCCUACCACGGCCGUAAGGCCCUCGACAACUUAGCUUCUAGUACAGGGGUGGCCAACCAGUCAGAGAUGAAGAGACACAUUUUUCUCUGUUAUAGCAAAGAGCCACAUCAUACACAUCAAAGAGCCAUAUAAUACACACGGAUAUCGUUCCCUGCUCAGACACAUACAGUACCUUUGCUCAGCCAGAUUUACUGUAAAUGUCGCACAUCAACAUUAGAAUAAAAAUUGACUCCUACAAAGUACUAAGACCACAGGCCAGCAAUUUAAAAAAAAUAAUAAAAUUGUGUGCUCUCACACAUACAAACUACCAGUUCAACCUAGUCUUGUCUUGUAUGUCACAGUUUUCACCUAAUGCAACACUAAAAUACUCACAUAAUUGGACGUCUAAGUACAACUGUGAAUCUGUAGCCAGGCCAGUGUCAGAUGUUCUCUGUUCAUCAGUGUGGUGGGACAAUUAAAGGUCUGACACCAUUUGUUUAAAAUAGCUGUUUCCAGAGGACACAAGAUUUCAACGAUGUCACCAAGGCAUUUUUUUGAAUAAAUUACCCUUGAAUGUAUAGCUUUUUGGCCCUUCCAC
Syngnathoides biaculeatus (alligator pipefish) is the source of this 3133-nucleotide messenger RNA. RefSeq names its product neurotrimin (gene ntm). The record is from RefSeq and is a predicted model, not a curated record. NCBI's taxonomy places the organism in Eukaryota, Metazoa, Chordata, Actinopteri, Syngnathiformes, Syngnathidae. Gene Ontology annotation, cellular component: neuron projection. Bases 115 to 1083 code for a protein of 322 amino acids. The transcript has 8 exons.